UGUGAUUGAAAAAUGGCUGCGUGUCUGCAAAUCAGCGUCAAUGAGAACACAGCUGUUUUCAAAUGUCAUAAUAAAGCAAAUAGCAGACCUAAACAACACAAAUUUUCGUGUUGCUGAAGUUAGUUAUAAAUUUAAUUAAAUACACUUAUGAUGAACAGAGAAAAUCUUCCAACUUUUAUAUAGUCUCAUCGCACCAACGUUUUUAUAAGAGAUUCGCCUACUCGAACAAAUUGUCACACUGAAAAUAUCCUAGUUCAGUCUUCACAAUAUAGGUGAUCUAGAUAAGUGGACAUUGCCGAACAUCCAUUUUUAAUGGUGAAAAUUCCCAAGUUCCUAUUAUAUUGUGACAUAAGUUGAGCUAUAUAAUGGAUAAACAGGAUAAAAUGGAUACGGCAGACGUAACAUCGCCCGAAAAAGAAGAGAAAACAGAAAAACCUGUGAUAAACAUAGAUCUUUCCCAAAUGAAUGAAGAGCCUUUGCUUGGAUCAGUGACUACAUUUAGCACUGUAGAUAGAAAUGAAGUCAAAGGGCAGCAACUCAGAUCUAGUGCCCGCGUCUCCAAAAAAAUGAAGCUAGAUUCUACUACACCAGUAGUUCCAGAAAAAACUGAUAAAAAGGAAGAUACUAACAGCAAACCUGAUGUUAAAAAGUUCUCUAGACCAUUGUGGACAUCGGAUGACAAAGCAAUCUUUUUUGAAGCUCUAAAUGAGUUUGGAAAGGACUUUGAGUCUAUACAUACCUACAUGGCGCACAAAUUAAGAAAGAAAGGUGUCCCUGAUAAUCUUAUCAAAACAAAGGAUCAAAUUAGGCACUGGUAUAACCGAACAUGGCAUAAGAUUUCAAAGCAUCUCAAGUUUUCUGAUAGCUUGAAGAAAAAUGUCCAAGAACUUUAUGGAUUGAUCAAUUAUGGAGAGUUAAGGAAGAGAAUAGGACCGGUAAAUCAGAAAAAUUUGCUGAAAUUACAGGAGCUUGUGUAUAAAGGAUCACUUUCAAUAAGGAGUAAAGGUCGGAUAUUCAGGAUAAAAACUCCUUUCUGCAAAGCCCUCAGGAAAUUGAAUCAACUAGACGAAAAAUAUGAUGAAAUAAAAUUGCCAAACAAGAUAACGAUUGAAUUGCGUCCCAAAGAUAUGAUGUCAUAUUUCAAAGUACAAACUAAUGCUCAAAAUCCACGAAUACAUGCAGAAACCAGGCUUCAGACACGUUUAAGCAGCUUUAUGGAAUAUCUUACAGAAAAAUGGCGAACCAUUGAUGCGGUGACAUAUGAUAAGGCACAGAUUUCCUCAUAUCCUAUCAUUACAAACUCCUGUAUGCCUUCAGAAACAGAGUGCUCGGAAAAUCGAACUAUUCUCAAUCCACUAUUAAGAUUGACACCACCUGAAGGAUGCAAAAUCGAACUUCCUACUAUUAAUUUGUCAGAGUAUCUCACCAGACAAGGCGUUAGUCUGUAUUUGUAUGAAAAAAGUUUAGGAAUCAUAAAUCCAGAGUAUAAAAGAUAUAAUGACAACCACUACAGGCUGAGUAAAAGUAAUUCAAGAAAAGGUAGACUUAGAACAGGAAGCAUGAGUGAAAAAUCUCCUCUGAAAAACACAAGUAAUGAAGAAAUAGAUGAGAAUAAUGAUAGUGAGUCCCCUGAAACUAAAGUCGGUGAAGAAGUAAAGUCACAGGAUAACCAAGAGAGUAUUGCUUUAAAAAUAAAAAACGAAGAAUUGCAAAACAAGGAAAAGGAAGCUAGGAUAGCCGCAAUCCGAAAAGGCUGGACGUUGCAAGAGUGUGAGAGUUUGACAUUAGGUGAGAUAUACCUGAUGUUUGGGUCUGAAUUUAAAUUAAUUUUGGAGUACAGCUGGGAUCCGGUCAAAGCUACAAUACAGAGCAAAGUUGAACUAAGUCCUGAUAGUGGCGUGGAAGUAAUAACAGAAUCCAACGAGGGAGAUGAACAAGAAAGCUUCAUUGAGAAUUUGAAGAAACUUGAUAUUAGUACGGCGCUGCUGAAGCUAUUAUCAACAGCAAAAUUACAUUAUAGAAAAAAUGUAAUAAGCUGUCCUUGUGGGCAUGUUUGUGGUACAAAUACGUCAGUAAAAAAGUCUGUCAAAAAGAUUGCGACAACAAACGAUAAAGCCUGUGAUACAGUUCAAACAAAAUGCAGUGUAAAUGAUGGUAUACUCGAGAAUGGUCGUAGAUUUUCUUCAAGUCCUGUAUAUUUACAGCCAAAAUUACCUAUAUCUCCAGCUGAUUAUCAUCAGAAUCAGUCCAAGUUGAUGUCGCAGAUUGAUUCUAUCCAAAGAAUGAAGCCAAAGUACUGCAAUAGGAGAGGAAGGCCAAAAUCCAAGCAAGUGGUAGUGGAAAGGAGAUUGCCUUUACUUCCAAAUAGAGUUGAGAGUGGUCAUCAAAUUGUAAGAGUAAACAUCAUAUCACAGGAUAACUCCAAGACAAUACCAGAUUCAUCACAAACCAUCAGUGGCAUAUUGUUGAAGACUGAGGAUAAUUUGCACACCACCCCAUGUAUAGCAAGUACUUCCAAUCCUGUGUUUCUCCAAGAAUCUUGUGGCACUGAUAUUCUGGCAGCUUCUUUAAUAAAAAGUGAGGUGAACCUGGAACUGGUGAAUGAGAAUACCAUUUUAAAUUCUGCUCCUACCAGUCCUUCCAGAAUUCUAAAGGAAGGAGACAACCAGUGGAUAAGCUCCGAAGUAGUGGAUUACUCCUUAAGCAGUUUACUAGGACAUUUAGAGUCGCCUGUUAAAGCCAGCUCCUCCUCUAAUUUAUCAGUAGACGACAGUCAUAUGUCGCAUGAUGUCGAUGCACAGUUACAGUCACUGUUGACUGAAAGCAGCAUGGACUUCUCUGCCAGUUUUGCUGAUCUGGCCGCACAAGUUACUCAGGAGAAUAAAGGGUAAUAUAAUGGUGGAAAUUCAAUUUCCCGAUUACUUCUGGAGUACAAAUUAAUUUAUUUGUAAGGAUACAAGCAGGAUUUUCAUUUUGAAGGAACUAAUUUGCACAAUACAGGUUGUUUCAAAUGCAACCCUCAGCAUUGGGAUCUAGGAAACUGUAAGAUACGCUCAAAUGGGGGCAAAAUUGUGUAUUUAGGAAUCAACCGAAUGCCUCUUAGGAACGAGAAGGAAAAAACAGAAUUUUCCCAAAAUUGUUUUAAUUUUGUCCUGAUUAUAUUUGUAGUAGGAUUUCAAAUUAAAUUGCACAUUAACAUUGUUGUCUGUUCUCCUCUACAAGAAGGCAUAAUUAGAAUUUUAAUAUGACGUUUCGUCUCUUGUUCACCAGCAUCAACUUUAUUUUCUCUUAUGGACGCCAUAUUGGACCUUUGCACAGAUGACUAAAGCUUUUAAUUUUGAUUCCGAAAAUUUAUAACAUGUUAUACAUUGACAUUUCCAGACCUCAGUUAUGUUAUUUCAAAAAAGCAGAGUUUCCUAGGUAGCUCUUGAAAUUAUCAGAUAGUCAUUUGUUUCGCAUAUCAGAUUUAUCUCAAAAUCACUUUUAUUUUUUUCGACUUUGUUUGAGAUGAGAUUUAAAAAUAAAUUGCGCGUUGUCAUUGUUACUCAUUCUCCUAUACAAAAUGAGUCCCCUAGUUUCAAAACCCGACAAAUCCACUUAGGUCAAAUUUUGGUAAAAUGCAAAAAACUGUUCUGAUAUGAUCCAUUCAUCUAAUUUUGAAGAUAUUUGGUAGUCAUAUCAGGACCAUGGUAGUAAGAUAUAAAACGGAAUUGCUUCUUUCUAAAGUACAUUAAUAAAGUCAGAGUUUAAAUAAAUAAAAUGGAUUUGUCUGAUUUUGAUAUUAAAAUUUGGAUUUGUCGGAUUUUGCCUCUCAUUUAGAAGAGUUUGUCUUGAUUCAGACUUGAAUAAAAACAAUAAAAAUGGCGUAUUACUUUGAAAUUAUUUUAAUAAACAUAAAUAUACAAACGUGUUUUAUAAUACAAAAAUAAUUAGACCACUAAAUCGGGAAUUUCCUCAACUGGUUCACAUAAGUUUCCAGCCUCAACUUCCGCGCUGUCAACGAGGGGAGAUUCAUCAUACUUCUUUAGAACUUCACUGUAGUACUGCAGAUUCUCUAACGCAUGCCAUUCCUUACCCCAGUGUUUUUCUAUUAGAACCUUUACGUCGUUAAGUUUCGCCUGAUUGGGCAUAACACCAUGAGGUACUUCAGACUGUAUAAUGCUGCUUACUGUCUGUCCUUUUUUAAAUACGGACGUAUACUCUCCAAGAUCGGUCUUAUAAGACUGUUCUCCUCGAACUGUGACUACUUUGUUUCUACCUUUUCUAAGUAAAAAUCUUUUACUCAUAUUAAAUCUUGAAAUGCCAUUGAGCAGGUGGUUUGAUUGAAUUCUGAGAAUCUUUUUUCCAAUCGUAUACCUUGACAUCCUUACCAAGUAUAAAAACAGUUCCAUAAUCUUUAAAUAUAUUGGAAACUCAUCUGGCGAUGCGAUGGUUUUUUUUUCUUUAUCACUUUUUCGAUACGAGCAAAAACCCUAUCAGGUGGGAUGAAUGAGUGUCCAGCCACGGGAAAUAUAACUUCCAUGUUUGUGCUGCAAAGUUUGUGGAAGACUGCACUGGCAAUUUCGUUGGCACCUUUAUGAUGUUGGUCCUCGGUCCACGUAUAUAAAAAUACAUUUUCCUUAGAUAGUAGUGAAUGAGAAGAUCCUGUUACGGCGGCAGAAUUAUAGGUAUAUAGCUGUCUACUAUAAUAGACCGACUGAUCAGGAAUCUUUGGCAUUGCCUGGUUUUUCUGACAGUCAAAAGAUAUUGUCUUAAGACCUUGCCUUUCUUCCCUAGGUAAAUCAAAAAAAGCUUUUGCCCGUAAUUUAUGGAACCUGCGUUGAGUCAUUUUCGACUUUAAUUUUUUCCAUCAGUUGAAGGCAAGUCGAACAAACGUCAGUUCUUGGAGAACCAAAGCCAAUAUUAUAGCAAGUAUUAAAAAUAUGUCGGAAGUAACUUUUUUCAACUAUGAUAAUCGAAGCAUCAACCUCUGCUUCCUUACAGUAGUUCCGCCACAUCUUUGAAAUAUUUAGUUCAGAUGGUAGGUAGUGCGACAGCUCCUAUUUCUGCAAUAAUGAGAUUCCACAGAUCUAUGUUUUUCAAUAAAUCUCAUUAUAGAUGAUUUUUUCGCCGUAAAUACGAGCGUUUUUCGAUCGCUUCCUCUGUUUUCGCGAGCCAUCUGUUUUUGUUCAUGAAAUCGCUUCAACACACCUAUUAUGCGAUCUUUCUUUAUCUUUAAAAUAGAAACAAAGGCUUUCUGACAAACAGGAAUUUUUUUAGUCGAGUCGGCGAGGCCAAUAUUAUACGUUAUGGAAAAGGUUUUUCGAUAGUUUUGAUUGUCGGUACGGCCUCGACGUUUGAUGUCAUGUGUCUCGCAGUAUUUAAUAAUGAAGUUAUCCUGGCCUACCUUAUCUUUAUGCAAAUAAAAAUGUCGAUGAAACUCUUUCACAUCACGCAUGGACAGGUAGCUACAUCUAUAAGAUUUUGUAGCAUGCUGACAACUUGGAUAAUCAGGUAAAUCUGUAGGUUUAUAUCUGAAAAUUAUGGAAACAGAAGUAAUAUUUAAUUUAAAAAAAUGCUUUUUACCUCUCAUUCUUUUGCACCUCUCGUUUCCACAUGCUUGGUCGGGAUACACGUUUUCGCGCCAAAUCUGGAGUCACCGGCUUAGGGCACUCACCAAUAAGCUCCAUUAUUAGUAUCUAAUAGUAUUUGUAUGUAUAAUAUUGUUUAGCGGUGUUAUUACAUUAAUUAAAUACACGCUAUUGGUAAGUAUUUUCAAAUGUAUACACAAAUAAACUGUUCGUUUUGCUUAGACGUACUAGCUCUGCGAUGUUACUAUCAAAAUCUAGACGGUUGAAUAAACAGUGGAGGGUGGAAGGUAUGACCUCGUUCGGCUGUUCUGAUUGGCCAAACUGGAUUUGUCGGUAUUUGAUUUCAACUCUGACUGUAAUUGUCGGGCUUUGAAGCUAACAGCUAUUUUUAAAUUCAAAUAUUAUACGGAUUUGCUGUAUUCUGAAGUAUCAAAAUAUACUAAAUGAUAGAGAAUUGAUAUUAGAGUAUAUUGCCAUAUCAAACUCAUUUUCCGCAAAAAUUGGAUUUGUCGAGUUUUGAAACCAGACGAUUCAAAUGGUGUAGUCAAAUUUUCAAUUCGACAUUUCUUCUUUUGACUUCCAUCACCACCUUUAUUGUUUUUCCAUAUGGACACUACAUUGGAAUUUUGUACAUUUAGGGCCGUUUCGUCCGUCGUUCAUACAAUUGUAGGGCGCCUCUAUGGCCUCCUUGAUUUUCAUAGUUUUCUACUUUUCCGUGUCACCGCUCUAUUUUGAGGUUAUGUCACAAGUAUCUAUUUGCAUCAAAUUGUUCAAUCUUUUGAUUUAUAUCAUGUUUUAUCAACCUGAAAUUUCCCACAAUUCAAAAAGAAAACAUAACUUCACAAUAGGAGAGCGCUGACGCUGACACGGAACAGAUGCAAUCUAGAAAUUUUUGAAGGAGAGAAAAUACUAUGACAAUCAAGGAGGCCAUAAAGGUGUCCUACAAUUGUAGGAAUGAAUGAUGAUACGGCCAUUAAACUCAGGAUAAAAAUAAAAGUGAUUUUAGUAGGCGAAACAAAUGACUCUCUGAUAAUUUCAAGGCCUACAUAGGAAAUCCUGCAUUUUUUGAUGUAACUUAAGUUUUUGCAACAUCAAUGUAUGACGUAUCAUACAUUUUUGGAAUCAGAAUUAAAAACUCUCUUCAUCUAUGCAAAAAUCCAAUAUGGCGUCUAUAAAGAAUGCUGCAGGACAAGAGGUGAAACAUCAUAUUGAAAUUCUAAUUAUGCCAGCUCGUAGAGGAGAAAAAGUGACAAUGUUAAUGUGUAAUUUAUUUUGAAAUCCCACUAGAAAUAAAGUCGGGAAAAAAUUAAAAACUCCACUUUGGGAAAAGUCUUUUUUCCCGUCUCUCUUAGGAAGUACGAGUACAUUGAAUUUCUUUCUAAACGGCGUUUGUCCAACUUCUUCCUCAUUCAAGCGACUUCGUAUCUCUUACAGUUUUAGAGCCCAACCAACAAUUAUCACUCCUAUUAGAGUUGCAAGAACGAUUAUAUAUAUCCCAAUGGUUGGAGUCGAAUUUGAAACAAUGUGAUAAUGGAUCAUUUGGCGUAGCAACCACAGAGUACUACUAAAGGCUCCCGCCUGCCAAAAAUCAGUUUCUAUCAACGACAACUUGAGUCCUAUGCGUUUCAUAGGAUUUUCGUUGCUAUCAGCUGUUACUGUGACAUUUAGGGAUAUUCGAUUUACUUACUUCUACUGUUGUUGGUAGUUAAGGUUAUAUUCAGUAUAAAAAUCCUAAAUGGAUGUGGGCAAAUGAUAAAUUUCUUGAUUGUGAAGUAUGACAUUCUUGACAUCAGCGUAACCAACCCUGGGCAAAAUUCCUCCGGACACACGCCCAUGGAAUCAGGUAGGAAACGCGCGGAACAGUUGGAGAUACGAAAAUCAAAGGCAGCGACAGUAGCUGUCGUAUCUGUAUAUAACUACUACUCAGACUUACCACUCAAACCGGUUUUUUAAUAUCCGACACGUGUUUCGCUAACUAUAUUAGCAUUUUUAGAGGAAGUUUAAAAGUGGUAAAACUCUAUAGUACUAAGAAGCCUUACAAAAAUACUCAGGUGCAAAAUAAACAUAACACUCAAACUGGUGAAAUUAGGAAUGUCAUAGCUUGUUUAAUCAAUAAGUAUAGUCAUUAUCUUAUAUCCAAUAAUUUGAUUAUUCCUUCCAGGACUUGAUAGGGGGUCUAACAUCCAACAAAUCUCACCAUAUAUAUAUAUUAUUCGAAAAUCAAUAGUUUUCGAGACUUUUCGGUUCUUUGUGAUUUUGAACCAUUACCCGAAAUUGGAUAUUUUAGUCUGAAUAUUAAACGACUAUGUUAGAUAUGAGUGAGCUGCUAUGGUUUUCGUAGUCUGUACUCAAAUUAAUAAUAAUAUAAUAUAAUAAUCGUACAAAAGUACAAAAAAGGCGAAGUGUCACUAAGAUUAGCAUUUGUCAACUGAACCCUUAAAGCAACAAAUUAUAUAAUACAAGUAUAAUACUUAACUAAUAGAAAUGUACCUAUAUCACUCAAUAAUAACUUAUUAAUUAACAACACAAACAAAUAUAAUCAAUCACAAGAAUAGUCCAAUAGAAUAUUUCCAGCCUUUUUUGUUCACCUUUAGACCUCAACGUGCAAUUUUAGUUGUAGUCUCUUUUUAACAUUAAAUACUGUGUAAUUUUGGAACGUAACAGGCAGAUCAUUAUAUAAUUUAAUGUCUUUGUAACUAAAUAAUUUUUUGUAGGUACAGCCUGAGAAUGUAAGGGUGUCACUGACAUAUUUCUGUUCCUUUUAUCCAGUUAAUUUAUGCUGCGGCAUCGUACUAACUUAUGUAAAUGUCGUGGUUGUUUGGUGGCUAAACCUUAUUUGUGAGUGUCAAUGAGUGGAAUUUUUGCAUGCCUUUUAUCUGCAGAAUACCAAGUUCCUUAAAUUUAUGAGAAAUAUGGUCAAACUUUCGUCUUCCGCAAGAAAAUCUGACGCAUGAAUUUUGAAUACGCU
This is a messenger RNA of Acanthoscelides obtectus, 8538 nucleotides long. The record is from the annotation of a GenBank genome assembly. NCBI's taxonomy places the organism in Eukaryota, Metazoa, Arthropoda, Insecta, Coleoptera, Chrysomelidae.